This is a messenger RNA of Rosa rugosa (rugosa rose), 1647 nucleotides long. Its product is annotated as probable magnesium transporter NIPA6. Lineage: Eukaryota; Viridiplantae; Streptophyta; Magnoliopsida; Rosales; Rosaceae. Gene Ontology annotation, biological process: magnesium ion transport. The record is from RefSeq and is a predicted model, not a curated record. Gene Ontology annotation, molecular function: magnesium ion transmembrane transporter activity. The transcript is spliced from 9 exons. The coding region runs from base 208 to 1242 and encodes 344 amino acids. Gene Ontology annotation, cellular component: membrane.
UAAUACUAAUACUAAUCAAUCCUUCGAUUAUACGUCGUCCAACUGGUCAAACAGAUGCUACUCCCACUGAAUCUGAAACCCAGAUCAAAUUUCCGUUUUUUGAUUCUUGGGUUCCUCCCUCCGCAUUACAUUGUAGAAUGAGUCCCACUCCCUCUCUCACAUCAUCAUCAUCAUCUAGCUUCUUCUUCUUCUUGCGUCAAUGGUAAAAUGUCAUCGAGCAAUUUGAAAGGGUUCAUAUUGGCCGUGGUCUCUAGCGCCUUCAUAGGCUCCAGCUUCAUCAUCAAGAAGAAGGGUCUCCGCCGAGCCGGCAACAAUGGAACUCGUGCCAGUUCUGGAGGAUAUGGGUAUCUGCGGGAGCCUCUAUGGUGGAUAGGAAUGGUCACAAUGGUUGUUGGAGAGAUAGCAAAUUUUGUAGCAUACAUAUACGCACCUGCCGGGCUCGUCACGCCGCUUGGUGCUUUGAGUAUCAUUGUUAGUGCGGUGUUAGCGCAUUUCCUGUUAAAGGAGAAACUCCAGAAAAUGGGAAUGUUGGGCUGCCUUUUAUGCAUAGUGGGUUCGGUUGUGAUUGUACUCCAUGCACCCGAAGAGCAGACUCUCACUUCCGUCCAACAAAUCUGGGAUUUAGCAAUACAACCAGCUUUCCUUUUGUAUACAGCCUCAGUGAUAGCUGUAACGCUAGUCCUUAUCUUGUAUUGUUCCCCCCGCUAUGGCCAAACCAACAUACUGAUUUAUAUAGGAAUAUGCUCAAUGAUUGGAUCAUUGACUGUCAUGAGCAUAAAAGCAAUUGGCAUCGCAAUAAAACUCACAAUAGAGGGCACAAACCAGGCAGUAUACUUCCAAACAUGGAUUUUUGCAAUGGUUGCAGUUACAUGUAUCAUCACUCAAUUAAAUUAUCUAAAUAUGGCAUUGGACACUUUCAACACAGCAAUCGUUUCUCCCAUCUAUUAUGCUAUGUUCACAUCUUUCACAAUACUUGCGAGUGCAAUAAUGUUUAAGGAUUAUUCUGGUCAAAGUGCGAGCAGCAUAGCUUCAGAACUUUGUGGAUUCAUCACUGUGUUAUCUGGGACUGCUAUAUUGCAUAGUACAAGAGAACCAGAUCCACCUUUACUUACAGAUUUGUAUACACCAUUAUCUCCUAAAGUAUCGUGGUACAUCCAAAGCAAUGGAGAAUGGAAGCAGAAGGAUGAAGACGGUUCAGCCCCCAAUUUCAUCACAGUACUUCGGCCAGACUAUUUCAAGUAGCGGAAUAUGCUCAACAUAUUUACCCUUAGUUUACAUCUUACUAGUUGUGCCUGGAAUGAUCCUCCCAUUUUCAUCACAUUCUCCAGCCAGGGAUAUCCACUUGGGACUGUAAAAAUCAGUCGUGCUCGCAAUACCAAGUGAUAUAUAUUUUUUGCAGUGAUUUUUUUUUCUUCUCACCUUUCCCAUUCAAAUUUUGAGUGCAGUGUGUGCAAUUGUCAAAUAGCCAUAGUUUUAGGGAGCGAGAUUGUUCUCUCCGUUGCGUCUCUUAGUUUUGAUGUAGACAAAGAUCCAUCUCCAGUUUACAGCUGAGUAGCAAAUACGAUUGUAAUUGGUUCUUCAUGUAAUCUAAUUGAAUUGAUUAAUCAAAUUAUAGUUGCAAAAGUCGCAGCUUGGUUUUGUUUCUAA